Lotus japonicus is the source of this 770-nucleotide messenger RNA. RefSeq names its product 60S ribosomal protein L29-1-like. The record is from RefSeq and is a predicted model, not a curated record. The transcript is spliced from 2 exons. NCBI's taxonomy places the organism in Eukaryota, Viridiplantae, Streptophyta, Magnoliopsida, Fabales, Fabaceae. Gene Ontology annotation, molecular function: structural constituent of ribosome. Gene Ontology annotation, biological process: cytoplasmic translation. The coding region runs from base 1 to 348 and encodes 115 amino acids. Gene Ontology annotation, cellular component: cytosolic large ribosomal subunit; ribosome.
AUGAAGUAUCCUUCCUCUAAUCCGAAUUCUCUUUCUCAAUUCAUUGACAUUCUUAAUAAGAACAUAUGUUGUAAUCCUUUUUACUUUUCUGAAUACCUAAACCAUUUCUCAUUAUUCUGUUGCGUAGGAAAAACCCUAGCUCCUCAACCAGAUCUUGAAGAGACUGCCAAGUCGAAGAAUCACACCGCUCACAACCAGUCCUACAAGGCACACAAAAACGGCAUCAAGAAGCCCAAGAGGCACCGCCACAUUUUCACCAAAGGGAUGGAUCCCAAGUUUUUGAAGAAUCAUAGGUACACUAGGAAGCACAACAAGAAGGAUGUUGAAUCUGUCACUGAAGAAGAGUAAAGUGCUGGUCAGUGGUCACUGAUGGAGCUAUUUGGAUUCUUAGCUUAGAUUUCUUAUUCAGGCUCUAUAUGUUUUGUUUUGUUUCAAACCUAUCUCUAUAUUACAGUCAUUUUCAUGGUUUGUUAUGAAUCCAGACAUAAUGGAAUGGUUGAUUUGAUAACAUUAUUGUUCUAUUUUGUUGAAGACAUUUAAAUUUUAUCAGAGUUUUAGUUCCCAUAUUAAAUUGAAAAAGGAAAGCUCAAACUUCCUUUCAUAUCUGUGUUUGUAUUGCUGUAUAUGUUUGUACUGCCACGACGUAGAAAUUAGAAACCCACAUGCUUGCUACAUAUGUGUGUUUGUACUGCCAUGAAAUUUCCUUAAAAAACAAUGCUUGGAUAAGGAAUUGCAAUAUAGGAGCCAAGAACAUCCACUAUAGGAGCAAA